Molecule: messenger RNA, 2830 nt
Organism: Ictalurus punctatus (channel catfish)
Lineage: Eukaryota; Metazoa; Chordata; Actinopteri; Siluriformes; Ictaluridae
Gene: slc25a29
Product: solute carrier family 25 member 29
Exons: 4
Coding region: 351-1274 (307 amino acids)
Biological process (GO): mitochondrial L-ornithine transmembrane transport
Cellular component (GO): mitochondrion
Molecular function (GO): high-affinity L-arginine transmembrane transporter activity
Source: RefSeq, a predicted model, not a curated record
AGCUGGGUUGAAAUCCAAGCAGACAGCCGGCAGGCAGGGAGGCUGAGGUAGAUUUUUCCACUACAACGCAGGAGUCAGUCAACCAUACAGCUUGUAUGUUUUAUAAACCCUUCGUCAUUUUAUCGUACAUAUUUUUCAUGCUGUUUUGGGGGGGGGGAGGGGUAAUCCAAAUUUAAAUUCAGAGGUCUGAGAGAAGAAUCUACAAAGCUUGAUAGAUACCCAAGCGAGCUAAUCUCCUGCUAGUUUCUGCCCGCUGUAGUUGCUGUUAGCUGGUAGAUGAAUUUAAUAUAUAUAUAUAUUUAACAUUAAAGCCGUUCAGACUGCCACCGUGUGAAGACUUUUGGGGAACAAUGAUGGACUUCGUCGCUGGCUGCAUAGGAGGUGCUGCUGGUGUUCUAAUAGGACAUCCUUUUGACACUGUGAAGGUCAGGCUUCAAGUGCAAAAUGCGCACAAGCCUCUGUACAGGGGAACGUUUCACUGUUUCCGCUCAAUCAUACGGCAGGAAUCGAUUUUUGGUCUGUACAAAGGCAUUGGUUCUCCUAUGAUGGGCCUGACUUUCAUCAACGCCAUUGUCUUUGGUGUGCAAGGCAACACAAUGCGUCUGCUGGGAAAGGACACUCCUACAAACCAGUUCCUAGCAGGAGCAGCUGCUGGAACCAUCCAGUGUGUUAUUUGUUGUCCAAUGGAGCUGGCCAAGACGCGUAUGCAGAUGCAAGGUACUGGUGAAAAGAAGUCCACUCGCAAGGUGUACAAAAACUCGUUGGACUGUCUGGCCCGGAUCUACCAGCGUGAGGGCAUGCGGGGCGUCAACAGGGGCAUGGUGAGCACCCUCAUUCGUGAGACACCUGCCUUCGGAGUGUACUUCCUGGUCUACGAUGUGCUCACGCGCUCAUUAGGCUGUGAGCCGGAUAACUCGUACAUGAUCCCUAAAUUAAUGUUCGCUGGUGGUAUGUCAGGCAUUGCGUCAUGGCUUUCUACAUAUCCUGUAGAUGUGAUUAAGUCUCGGCUGCAGGCAGAUGGUGUUGGGGGCAACUUCCAGUACAGCGGUAUCAUAGAUUGCACACGCAAGAGCUUGGAGCAAGAGGGAUGGCGUGUGUUUACGAGAGGCCUUACAUCAACUCUGCUCCGAGCUUUUCCCGUCAACGCAGCUACUUUCGCUACCGUAACGCUCUUCCUCAUGUACGUACGGCGGGACGAAGCGCCCAAAGAUUGCGAAGCCGACCCGCAGCACCAUGCUGCAUUACAACAGCAACCACAGCCUACCAGCAUGUAACGGCGUCCGUUCUCAGUGUGUAUGCCGGAGCUGAGCUGCAUCUUCCUUCCUUCUAAAGAAAUAAUUAACGCAGCAUAAAACUGCAUUUGCAUAUAUAUAUAUUUUUUUAUUUUAUGGUGUGAAGUAGAAGGGUUCUUAACAAAGGAUAUUUGACUGUAUGUACCUAUAAGAAUAUUUUUCUUCCUUAUAUGAAUACCAGUCGGUAAGAAUCUGACUUAAUACUACUGUCUAGAACGAGGGUGGGCAAUCUUAUCCGGAAAUCGCCGGUGUGGGUGCAGGUUUUCAUUCCACCCACGCAGAAACCACACCUGAUUCCACGCGUUUAAUCAGUUGCUCAUGAAUUUCAAUAGAUUCAGGUGGGGCUUCUGCUUGGUUGGAAUGCAAACCUGCACCCACACCGACCCUUUCCGGAUAAGAUUGCCCACCCCCUGCUCUAGAACCACUGUCCUUCACACUGCGUAAGUGUGAGUACUGCUACUGAUGCUGAUAUUGCACAAAGCAACGAAGAGGCAGCAACUACUGUAGUGAAAGAAAUCCACCACAUCCUGUUACUGAAUACAUUACCAUAAAUGGUAAUGAAUUAAAAUGUAAAAACUACUUCUUGAGGUAAAGUAGUUCAUAAAUAAAUGUGAAAUACAGAUGGAAAAGUGCACUUUAGGGUACAUUCUUACUUAUGAAAUCUAGCAGAAAUGUUGGUUAGUAACUAGAACAUAGGCUUGUACAAUCCAGUGUCUCUUCUUUCCAUAGUUUAAAACUGCUAAUACAUUUUCUCACGUUCCCAAAUUUCCAUUCUGUCUAUGUGCACUGUACCUACUCUAGUACUCCUGCUAGUUUAUAAGUAAUGAUACUUAAAAAAAAAAUAAUAAUGUUGGAUUAGUUAGAAAUGACUACCUUUUAGAAAAGGUAGAAAGCUGUAGAAACUCACCAUGAACCAACUUCUGUGAUUUCAUGCAUGUGAACGAGAAGGAUUUCUGAAGAAUCUGUCAUUAAGAAUCUGUAUCUUUUCCAUGUAACAAAUUGCACAGACUUUCUUUACUAUUCAAAAUGGAUGCAGGUUUUUUUUUUUGUUUUUUUUUUUUAUAUUCUGUAUUAUUUGUACUUGAGACUUCUGAUCUCUUUAGAUAAUCAUGGUCACUAUGGUAACAACACAUUUUUUUUUUCCAAUCAGUACAACAUUGUGAUGCUCUGUUUUAGAAGAACAUGUUUUGUCUGAUCUAACUGAAGUAUGAUGUUUGCCUCAGUACUACUGUCCAAAAUGAUUUUAUUUCUUACAUUGUGUAUAUACAUAAAUCCUUAUCCAAAGCUGUGGGAACUGUGUGCGUGAGUCAGUGGGGUUUGUAGGAUUGGAGACGGUUUGAGACAAACUCGGACUUUCUGUUUACAAUGUUUGUACUCGUAUUUAAACCCAGUCCUGGCAGUUCGUGGAACAUGCACUGUGGUGGGUUAUUUACAAAGUCUACUGUAAAGUGUGAACUCUCUCAUUAGGUCAUGACUUGUAUGCUGUACUUCGUGUACAAAUGAUGUAUUCCAUUAAAAUUUGAGUUUUAAAAAGUGAA